Aspergillus versicolor CBS 583.65 is the source of this 6201-nucleotide messenger RNA. Its product is annotated as AP-1 complex accessory protein LAA1. Gene Ontology annotation, biological process: retrograde transport, endosome to Golgi; endocytosis; intracellular protein localization. The record is from RefSeq and is a predicted model, not a curated record. Gene Ontology annotation, cellular component: membrane; Golgi apparatus; endocytic vesicle. The coding region runs from base 1 to 6201 and encodes 2066 amino acids. Lineage: Eukaryota; Fungi; Ascomycota; Eurotiomycetes; Eurotiales; Aspergillaceae. The transcript has 5 exons.
AUGUCUUCAACGGAGGUCGCCAGUCCAUCUUCCGACAACCAUUCUACGAACGAUGCGGCCCCUCGUGCGGAGCUCGAUAUCACAAAGCUGCAUGCGCUACCCUCUGAACAGCAGGACCUGUACCUCCUAACCUUCACCUCCGACUUGGUGCAGCACAUCUCCGACCUCGAUAAAGCCCAGAUAUGCGCCGAACAGAAAUUCCUGAAGCAGGAAUUACUCAAGGUCCUUACGCUCUCGUCGCCGGUGAUCACACGAGUUAUCCGCAACAAUCUCGGGCGUUGUUUUGGCGCGAUAUUCACAAAGGGCGACCGCGGUAUACUUUUUGAGACGGUCACGGAAUUAUUAGGCGUGUUGAAUGCUGGGAAGAAUGAAGCAGAUCUCCGGACGAAGUUCGCCGCGGCUCAUUGUUUGGGUGACGUCUUCACUACUGCGGGGGAGAGUGUUUUUGCCCAGGCUGGCGCCGUUGUUACGAGUCUGCUGAAAUUACUGAAGCCGUCUAGUAAUCACACUGGCUGCCGAGGGUCUGUGUUUGCUGUGUUGCGCAAAGUGGUUGGUGGCACCGGAGUUCCUGUGGAUGAGGGGACGGCGCGAGAUAUCUGGAAACAGGCACGCAAUGCCGCUGCCGGCGACAAGUCGACAUUCGUGCAGGUCCAUGCAUGUCGCUGCCUUGAACAAUUGCUACAUACAACUCCGUAUUUCGACAACGCCAACGAUUUCGAGACGCUAAAGACUGUUGUAUGGAAGGUUAUCGAUAGUCAGUUGGCGCCUGUCCGACAUGCCGCUGCAGCCUGCCUCGCACGGGCUCUGACGAAAUUACACGCCAAGGACUCUCGAGUCAUGCCGGCUCCGAAACCGAAGAAAUCGAAGAGGCAGUCGAAGAAGCCUGGCCCUAGGCCCGGAGAGGACGAGGAUGAAGCCGAGGUCUCCGAGUCGUCGGCACCCAAAAAGUCAGAGGCCCGGCUGUUCUUCUUACUUCCUGAUCUUCUCCGCCAGCUAUCAUCACAGUACCUUCGAAGCACAACAUCUAACCGAGCACGGGCCGGGAUUGCCGUUUGUUACAAGUACGUUCUGCGCAUCUUGGGUGACAAGCUUGUUGAAGAACGCUAUGACCAGAUCGCGAAUCAUUUACUAUUCGACCUUCUCAAUCACCCCAUAGUGACUUACAAUCGGUUCCGACUACUCAUGACGAGAAAGGUUGUUGGGAGCAUCCUUGAGGAAACCGUUGGUCGCGACUCACUUCGCGAGAACAGUCGACUCACGGCAGCCAAAUGGCUAAUAAACGACAUACUCAAGGACUAUCCACAGGUCAUGCAGGAGCGCCGUGAGCCUAGCAAGUAUACGCUGACGAGUGCACUCAGUGCUUUGUCUUCGCUAAUCUCGUCACUUGGUUCCGCUUUUGCUUCUCUCGCUGAGAGUUGCCGUGAUGCGUUGCUACAAGUUCUUGCUCACCCCAGCUACACUGUCCAGGUCCACACGGCGCACUGUCUACGUACCUUUGUCCUUGCCUGCCCAACCCAGCUAUUAUCAUGCGUCACGAUCUGCUUAAAUAGCCUUAAUAGAGAAGUAGGGCAGCUGUCUACCCCACGACAAUCACCUCGGCGCUGUGUUGGAUAUGCCAAUGGCAUGUCCGCGAUGCUAAGUACAUCCCGGCUGCAACCACUCUACGGAUCUGUUGAAGUCUACUCUCGCGUCUUUACCCAAGCCACAGAUCUUUUAAAAAUAAGCAGUAACUCGGAGCUGCGAGCUGCCAGCACUCAGAUUCAAGUGGCUUGGAUAUUGAUAGGGGGGCUGAUGCCUCUCGGCCCUAGCUUUGUCAAAAUCCACCUCUCUCAGCUCAUGUUACUCUGGAAAAAUGCCCUCCCCAAACAUCUGAGCCAGGAAAAUUCUGCCAAGAAGGGGUAUUUGGAGAUGAGUUUCCUAGCGCAUGUUAGGGAAUGUGCCCUUGGGGCGUUGCUUGCCUUCAUGGAGUUCAAUGGCAAGGUGAUAACCGCCGAUGGAGCUCGGAGGAUUGCUACCAUGCUACAAAAUACAGUCGAAUUUAUCGAUGAAAUCCCUCGGCAAAAGGGUGUAAUGGAUAUAUCGCAACGUCUUCACCCUUCCUUGCAAUUGCAUGAUAUUGAAACCAUGGUCCGGCGGCGUGUCCUACAAUGUUUUGCGAAACUUCUUCAUGCCCAUCCACUCAGCCACGCAGAUGUGAUUUCACAGUCGAGUCUUCUAAGCCUGGCGAUUUCGUCGUUUGCUGAUCCCGACGCUACCCAGGCUAACCCCCUGGAAAGUUCAAUCGCAGCGUCAACCACGCAAUUCGAGAACCUAUGGGACCUAUGUGAUAACUUCGGAUUUGGCAUAACGGGCCUGGCAAGAGAAUAUGUUCGUUCGACUCUCUCAGGGAAACAUGAGGGCGAGAGUGGCCCAGCUUGGUCUGCGGUCGAAUCUACAGAUCAGGUUGUUGACGAUGCCUUGAUAUUCCCCAUCUGCCAAGCUAGUGAGCAUGACUCGGUCCUGCUUUACUCUACAAGGCAAGGAGACCGCCUCGCAGCCGACCCACAGUCAACCGGAGUAGUCAAUGCUGCGAUUGAGUUGUUCUCUGUAGCCAUCGCGCUGCAUGCUCCAAAGGUCCAGGAAAGUAGUGUCGAGCAAAUUGCGACGUACCUUUCUUCGACAGGCUUGCAACGUAAUCCUGGACGCAAAGCAGCUAUGGUCGUCAACAUAUCCGUGGCCUUACUUCAUGCUCUAAAGACUGCUGUGAGAGAAAGUGGUCCGGCAGCAGGAAAGCUCAGUCCCACGACUGAGAAAGUGCUGCAGGAGCUUAUUCAGAAAUUCGUCAUUGAUCCCGAUCCGAUCGUUCGCACAGUUGGUGUCGAAGCGCUUGGACGACUGUGUGAAACUUCAGGCAAUGCCUUCACCAAUACGCAGAUUAACUGGGUGGUUGACACAAUUGUUGCAAAUAGAGAACCUAAUGCUCGCGCUGGCUGUGCGGCUGCCUUAGGAUGCAUCCAUUCUCAGAUCGGUGGCAUGGCAGCUGGUCUACAUCUGAAGACCAUUGUUGGUGUGCUCAUGUCACUUUGUAAUGACUCUCACCCUGUUGUUCAUUUCUGGGCUCUUGGUGGCUUGGAAAAGGUGGCCAACUCGGCGGGCUUAACUUUCUCUCCCUUCGUCUCUAGUACUCUAGGGAUGCUGGCUCAGCUCUAUAACGCCGAUAGCCACAAUGUCGAAGCCGAGACCCUUGCCACAUCUAAUAUUGAAAUGUCGUACUUAACGCCUGUGGUGAUCAGUCGCUGUAUUGAUUCUUUGAUCAACGUCUUGGGCCCCGAUUUACAGGAUAUCGCCAAAACGCGGAACCUAAUCCUCACUCUUCUGCGCCAAUUUCAGCUGGAGGAGAACCCAGCAUUGGUCACAGAAAGCUCCCGAUGUCUUGAUCACCUGUCGCUAUAUGCGCCAGGAUACGUCGACUUUUCCGGAUACGUGAAACGUCUACAGAGUGAACUGUCCGCGCAGGACCCUUUGAUGAGAGACGUGGCUAUUCAAGCCUUGACGAACCUAAUGAAACGAGACGCAACCGCCGUCAUCAACGCUGCUUCCCCUGCUUUGCAAGAGGAGAUAUGGCUCGCAUUUGACGAUAAUCCUAAUAACACUAUUCUGAAAAGCAUGAUCCAGGAUUGGCUACAGCAGACUGCUCUAUCUGAGACUGAGAUUUGGGUUCAGCGCUGCCAUGACACUCUCACAAAGACGCGCUUGAAAGUGGAAGAUCUUCCACCCAUGUCCGGCAUAAAACCCACAGCCACUGACCUACCAGACGAUGAAGUUGCGGGCUUUGCAUCUGCAAUCGCAGGUGCUGGUCAGGAAGAGAGUACGGGUACUGUUGCCGGUCAGGAACUGUUGAAAUGGCAAACUCGAAACUUCGUUAUGAGCUGUCUGAGUGAGUUGUUGCAGUUGGUCCAAGAGGCUAUUUUGCCAGAUCAAACAAUUCCCGCAGAGUUGGCUCUCCAGCAAAAGGUCGGAGACAUUGUCAGGAUGGCAUUCUCAGCUUCAACCGCAAACGUGGUUGAGCUGCGCGUUUGGGGUCUGAAGAUACUGGACCAAGUCUUAAAGAUGUUUGGCAAAACUCCCGAUCCAGAUUUUGCGGAAGCAUCUUUACUUGAGCAGUAUCAGGCUCAGAUCGGAUCGGCUCUUACACCAGCUUUCGCUGCCGAUUCUUCUCCUGAGCUUGCCUCGGAAGCUAUCAAUGUGUCCGCCACCUUUAUUGCUACCGGUAUCGUAACGAAUGUGGAGCGUAUGGGAAGAAUCUUGAAGCUGUUAGUGCUGGGCCUGGAAAACUUUUCAGCAAAGCCCGAUACAACGGAGAUUGGAGAUCUCAAGGGCCUCAACUCAAACGCAAAGGUCAUGGUUAAGAUGGCGCUAUAUGCGGCCUGGGCACGGCUUCAAAUUGCGAGCAUCGAACACGAGUAUCUUAACGAUGUUGUUCAGCCUUACCUCCUGAGACUCACUCCGCUGUGGCUCUCCUCCCUUCGAGAGUAUGCCCAACUCCGGUUUGAGCCAGAUAUUUCGGGCAGCCUUGGUACUGGACCGGAGAGUGGUGACUUGGAUGAGGUUUACGCUGCCCUCAAUCGGGAGACGCUUCUCAAAUUUUACCAAGAAACCUGGUUGAGUCUCGUCGACGCUAUUGCUGGCCUUGUAGAGAGGGAUAUAGAUUUCGUCUUCGAUGCUCUAGAUGGAAAGGCACAGAUUGAAGAACCCGAGAAGCCGGAGGAUGACCACGAUGGUCCCACUAAUGGAAAGCCAAAAGGGAAAGGCCACGAUAUAAACUACCGUGACGAGCCUGUGGCAUUCUUCUUCGUGUUGUUUGGUCUAGCUUUCGAAGCUCUCGUUGACCAGUCCACCUCAGCAUCACAGAGAAUGGAAAUCCUCCAGGCUCUUAAAAGAAUCUUGAGGCCCAUAAUAUCGGGUAACGCUAUAUACCAGGAUGCUAUUUUCUCCGAGACAAUGGACAGUCUUGAUCGUCUAGCGCUAACUGAGGGAACUGCCAUCCAGAAUGUGAUUGUUGAGAUAGCGCGGAACCUCGCUUUAGACCAUCCUUCCGCGAAGGCUGGCGAGGAUCGCAGUGACCAUCUGUCGGAUGACAUUGAGCAACUUUUUGAGCUAACAAGGAGCAUCAUCCUAGUCCUCGCGGGCCUUCUACCCAACCUUCGGGAGUCAACAACCAUCGCACGAUUCAACGUGGGAUCUGAUGAUGCGCUGGCGCUUAUUCGCCUCUCACUGUCUUCGUUGGUCAAUGUCGCCUCGAUCUUCCCGUCGAUUAUCCGGAAUGACCUCAACGCAUGCAUUCUUCACAUAUUCAGCACCAUUCUUGCGACAGGCCUCUGCCAACAAGAAGUCGUUCCUCAAGCCCUCCCGACAUUCAAACACUUCAUCCAAAGCAUCAGCCAUCAGAAAGAAGGCUCAGACAGCCCGGAGAAUCAGAGCGUCGUCUCCCACCAACUCCGCGGAUGCCUCGUCCGCUUCCUAACAACCCUCACAAUUGCGCAACGCCGGGAGUCAGAAUCUUCAUUGCCCUGCGCCAAAAACACGCUAUUAAUGAUUACCAUCCUCCUAACUACUGGCGGACACCUUAUUCCACGCCACGACCCAAUCCUUCCGCAAAUUCUCAAUGAACUCCUCGACUGCCUCCAAGAUGUUGGCCUUGCUAGCGUUGCAGCGGGCUGUAUCCGUUCUAUCCUCGUUUCACCUACACCCAAAUCUCCAACAGAUCAGGUAAUCGCCAGAUACCUGAUGCCACGCCUCAUAUCUUUCCUCGUGGGCACCCCCUCCGAAUCCGGUGACGUUGCGAAUGAUCCAGAGAAUUCAAGAACUAUCAUCGCACGCACAUUGGUGGCUUUUGCGACAAGUGCAAAUAUCCUCGCUGCCGAGGAGAUGCCAACAACCAUAUCCCUGGUCAUGUCAUGCCUCCUUGCACGGGCGAAACGCGAAGGCCAAUCCGUCCACAAGGAGACCGCCGGGUACCUCUUGGAACUGGCGAAGUCUAACCAGCUUGUUUUCAGGGCAUUAGUAGCGACGAUGAACCCUGAGCAUAAAGGGUUAUUGGAGGAGGUGCUUCGUAGUGCAGAUGUUGGCUCCGGAUCUGCGGCGAACAGGGAAGGGCAAGAUAGUGCGCAGGCAGGGGCUCAGCAAAGCAUGCCGAGUAUUGCGCUGAGAUUGGAUUUCUGA